This is a messenger RNA of Monoraphidium neglectum, 312 nucleotides long. RefSeq lists its product as hypothetical. The transcript is spliced from 3 exons. The coding region runs from base 1 to 312 and encodes 103 amino acids. The record is from RefSeq and is a predicted model, not a curated record. NCBI's taxonomy places the organism in Eukaryota, Viridiplantae, Chlorophyta, Chlorophyceae, Sphaeropleales, Selenastraceae.
AUGUCCGUCGAGCAGUUUGCGGCGUUUGCGCUGGCUGCCUGGCCCUGGGUGCCGCCCCUGGAGGGCCUGCGCCAGGCAAUGCAUGUGCUGGCGGACGAGCGUGAACAGAAGGAGAAGCAGGAGGGCGCGCAGCUGCGGCAAGAGCCUCCGCAGCACCCUGCACAGCAGCAGCAGCAGCAGCAGCAGCAGCAGCAGCAGCAGCAGCAGCAGCAGCAGCAGCAGCAGCAAGAGGCGGCCGGACUCGAGCACGAGCCCGGGAGCAAAGUCAAGGAGCCGCAGCCCGACCCCCAGCCGCCGUCCUCAUUGAUUUGA